Messenger RNA from Theileria orientalis strain Shintoku, 2175 nucleotides. RefSeq lists its product as hypothetical. The transcript has 13 exons. Lineage: Eukaryota; Apicomplexa; Aconoidasida; Piroplasmida; Theileriidae. Bases 1 to 2175 code for a protein of 724 amino acids. Gene Ontology annotation, molecular function: oxidoreductase activity. The record is from RefSeq and is a predicted model, not a curated record.
AUGCCGGAUGAUCCUAUGUUCUUCCAUUUUCAUAACCUACAGGAUGACUUCAUCAAGUACUAUCAAACAACGAACAAAAAUAGGAUCGAUCAAGUCAAACUAAGUAGAUUAAGUAUUCUGUACGGAGCUUCCGCUCUUUAUAGAAGGAUUCAGUCAAUAUUCCAGAAUCAGAGUCCAAAAGGAAUUGUCAUAUGCGCCCACUUGAAACACUCAAAACUACAUGAUUUCUACGUUAUCGCAGCCUCGUUGAUAUACGGAUACACAAUAUUCCACUCGAACUGGCACACGGAAACGGAUGAGACCCUGGCAUAUAAGCUGAGGGUGACAAAGUGCCGUCUGGUUAUCAUAGACGACGAGCUUGACUCGGGAUGGAUGAUCCCGGACGUUAAGUACAUAAAGAUAUCGGACGUGUACACACAGUCGAUAUACAACAAAAGUAUAUCGCUGUGCAGCUACCUGUCCCUGGUGGAUUCACUGGGGAAGGAAAGAUCGGAUUCGAGAAUACAGGUGAUGCUGGCAAGUCAGACGAAGAGAGUGAGUGAGAUCGACAUGGACGACGUAGCAAUGAUAUCGUUCACAGAAGGGAAGCAGAAUAAGAAGCCGAAAGCGAGAAUGAUCACGUUCAGAGAGCUGUAUCAGCAGUUUAAGGAGAUAGAGGCACUUAAUUUGUGGAAUAAGGACUACAUACUUAUCGUGUUCCUGACGAAUCCGACCUACGACUGGUUGAACUGUACAAUACUGUAUUACUGUUUAUAUAGAUCGAACGUCUAUAUAUACUUCAUGCAAAGGUACACGUCGACCUACUGGAAGAUACUCUGGGAGGCAAACGAGCACGCGAAAAACGUGUACCUGCAGCUAGGGAAGCAGUAUAAGAUACUCAAUUUUCUAUAUCCGAGGCAGAUUGAAGCGCUAUUCACACUGGAGGAAAUAUCAAACGAAUGGACACUGAUAACAGAUGAGUCGCCCAGUUUAAAAAACAAUGAUGUGCUGUUUAAUAUUAAUUUAGCAGAUUCCGAUGAAGAGAAGGAGGUAUUUGAGCAACACAACGUAGUGAACACGAAGAAACUCGCAAGAACAACGAGUAGGAUAUCAAACUACUUCUUUGGGAAAAAGGGAAUAUUGAAUAACUUUCGGACACUAAGAUCGCAUGACAGCUCGAAAAUAAGUAAAGUAUUGCAUGAGUUACCAACAUCAGCAGCACCGAAAAUGACCUCAGCGUCACAGAACAUACACCUGUACAUACAGAAGCUGCAUCUUAAAUUCACGGAGCUGAUAAGCGUGUUGGCAGACUACAGAGUGCACAUCUUCCUGUCAGGAACACAAACAGACUAUAAUCUGGUCUUGAACCGUUUUUCUGAUGUAUUCUUAGUGAAAAUGUUUUCGAGGUUGUUUAAAGGAAAGGUGCCGAUAGUUAUAUACGGAACGGGAGAAGUGACGCCCAUAAUGUCAAUUUCAUCAUCGGCUUUGGACAACGAGACGUUUAUGGAAUACUGCAAAAUGGGUGCAAACAACAUACACAACGAUAAGCCGUCAUUCGGUUACUAUAUCGGAACGCCAAAGUACAAUUCGUUCAAAUUGAGGAUAGUUAGGUCAAUUUCGCCAGAUAACGAACAGUUCAUGGUGAAAUGUGACGAGGGAGAGCCAGGGUUCAUAGUCUGCGACUUCGUGAACAGGAACGCAAUGAUCGUGGACGAAAACAUCAAGGACCUGUUCGUCAACGACACAUACAUAGGACUGGACGACAUUGGGUUCUACCGCAAGUCGCCAUUGGACGGCCAGGAGCACUUUUUCUGGAUAUACACACUUAACGCUUCGCUGACGAAGGACCUGACGUUCCCAUACACGCUCCUGAUAGGAACGAGCAAGCUGUUGCAGAAGUCGAUAUGCCUGCGGUACGGCCUGAACACAGCAGUGGUGAGAGUGGAGACAGUGAAGGUGGCGCUGCCGGAAAACAAGUUCAAGUACGUGGCGGUGGUGGAGCUCAUCAGCUCGCUGAAGUCGGAGAUCUCGCAGGACAUCAAGUUCGAGUUCCUGAAAACCUGCAAGGCAGUUGGGCUGUUCACCAACUACAUUGAGCCUUCGGAAAUAAGGAUCCUCUCAAUUCCAUGGACCUACAAGGGGAGCGUCAACUACACAGAGUUAAACGUGCGCAAACCUAGAAUUCAUUUUUAUUAA